Gordionus sp. m RMFG-2023 is the source of this 4286-nucleotide messenger RNA. RefSeq names its product 5-oxoprolinase-like. Gene Ontology annotation, cellular component: cytosol. The record is from RefSeq and is a predicted model, not a curated record. Gene Ontology annotation, biological process: glutathione metabolic process. The transcript has 26 exons. Lineage: Eukaryota; Metazoa; Nematomorpha; Gordioida; Chordodea; Parachordodidae. Gene Ontology annotation, molecular function: 5-oxoprolinase (ATP-hydrolyzing) activity. The coding region runs from base 123 to 4235 and encodes 1370 amino acids.
CUAAAAAAAAACAUUUAUUUACAAAUUUAUAGUAUUUUUUUUUUACAUCAAAGAAGUAAAAAACAUAUUUAUUAAAAUUUAUACUGUUAAUUUUUCUUCUAAAUCAUACUUUAAACGACAACAUGAAAUCGGACAAAAUAUCAAAUACAAUUUCGAAUAAAAAUGUCGAUGGCUCCGGCGGAAAAUUUAAAUUCGGCAUAGACAGAGGUGGGACAUUUACCGAUAUUUUUGCUAUAUGUCCUGAUGGAAGCGUUAAAACUUCGAAACUUUUAUCCGAAAAUCCUGACCAUUACAAUGACGCCCCUUAUGAAGGAAUCAGGCGGAUUAUAAAUGAAUUUUACGGAGAAAACUCUAUAUCCAAUAACAUUAGGGAACUGAAAAUCGAAUGGAUACGAAUAGGCACGACUCUAGCCACCAAUGCACUUUUGGAGAGAAAAGGCGAAAAGAUGGCUCUCAUAAUUACCAAAGGAUUCAAGGACGUUUUAUAUAUAGGGAAUCAAGCCAGACCACAACUAUUCGAUUUGAAUAUCGUUAUGCCCGAUAUCCUAUAUGAAAGUGUAAUAGAAGUAAAUGAGCGAGUGAUUUUGGAUCAGUCCGAAUGUCAACUUCCAAUCACAUUGUUUGAGGCAGGUAAGAAGAAUUUUGUCACCACCAAAAGCGGAGAAAAGUUUAUCAUUUGGAAAGGUGUAGAUCAUCAAGAGGUGGAGAGAGAUUUAAAAGUAAUAUCAGACCAAGGAAUCAAAUCAGUGGCCGUUGUUAUGAUGCACGCAUAUGGAUGGAAUAUCCACGAAGAAGAGAUAGAACGCUUAAUCAAAGAUAAAUUCGGGGAUUCGAUACACGUCUCCUUAUCUUCCAGGGUGAUGCCAAUGGUUAACAUUGUUGCUAGAGGUCAAACAACUUGCGUAGAUGCCUACUUGACUCCCUGCAUCAAAUCUUAUGUUUCUAAUUUUGUGGCCAGUAUCGAAGAUUUAAUCAAGUGGGACAAUGGAAUCGAAAAAUAUUCAGGGCCCCUCAUACAUUUCAUGCAAUCUGACGGUGGCUUAGUUGUCAAGGAAGAAUUUAUAGGAUCAAAAUCAAUUUUAUCUGGGCCCGCGGGGGGAGUAGUCGGGUAUUCCAUAACAACAUACAAUAACGAAGUGGAGACUGGUCAAAAAAACAUGCCGGUCAUAGGAUUUGAUAUGGGAGGAACUUCGACCGAUGUGAGUCGUUUUGAUGGGAAUUAUGAACAUGUAUACGACUCAAUCGUAGCUGGAAUCGUGAUGCAAUGUCCUCAAUUAGAUAUUCAAACGGUUGCUGCGGGUGGAGGUUCAUGUUUAUUGUUCAGGAAAGGAUUGUUUGUAGUAGGGCCGGAGAGUUCUGGCUCUGAACCUGGACCUAAAUGUUAUAGAAAAAAUGGGCCACUAUGCGUUACGGAUGCGAAUUUAUGCUUAAACCGUUUGUUACCCCAAUACUUCCCUAAGGUCUUUGGCCCCGAUUGCAAUCAAGAAAUUGAUUUAGAUGGAACCGCGUCGGAAUUCGAUAAAUUAACCAAAAUAGUCAAUACAUAUUACGCUGACUUAAAUGGUGCUGAUGCGUUAGCAAUGACACGAGAGCAAUUGGCAAUGGGUUUCAUUACCGUGGCUAAUGAAACGAUGAGCAGAACUAUCUUGAAUAUAACUCAAGCAAAAGGAUACGAGACUUCAAAACACAUAUUAGCGUGCUUCGGGUCUGCAGCAGGUCAACACGCAUGUUCCUUAGCCAGAUUAUUAGGAAUCAAUAAAAUUUUCAUACACAAAUAUUCUGGCAUAUUAUCAGCUUACGGUAUGUCUUUAGCUAAUGUAGUUCACGAAGAACAAGAAUCUCUUUCCACAAAAUUUUUACCCGUUAAUUUCAAAAUUUUUUGUGAUAGUUUAAGCUCAUUAGAAUCCAAAUGUCGCAAGAUAUUGAUAGAUCAAAAUCCUUACUUAUCAAACCGAAUAAUCAACCAUGGAAAUAAUGAGGAUAAUGGCGAGAAAGAUGAAAAAAUAAAAAUUGAAAUAAUUAGGUAUAUACAAAUGGGUUACGAAGGAACCCAUUGUCCAAUCAUGUGUCAAGUAGAGGAAUUAAAUUGCCACGAAGACAUUACGGAUGACGACAUCUUCAGAUACAAAGAGGAAUUCCUAAAGAAAUACCAACGAGAGUUCGGCUUUAUUUUACCCGGGCGGGACAUUGUAGUGGAUAAUAUAAGGGUAAGGUGCAUAGGUAAAUCUUUGAUACACGACGAAGAACUCAAAGUGAUAGAGGAUUCGAAAGAUUCUAACUCAACAUCAACAAGCCCUGAUCCCAAGGAAGAAAUUGUCGUGAAAUGUUAUUUCCAAGUAGAUCCGAAAGAUCCCAAAAAUAUAACAGCCUUAGAUACGAAAGUCUAUCUACAAGAUAAAUUGCCUUAUGGGUUUCUAAUAAAUGGGCCCGCUAUAGUUAUAUCAUUGAAUGGAACCAUACUUAUUGAACCAGGAUACGAAUGCAAAAUCACAUGCAGAGGAAAUCUACUCAUCACUGUAACUAACGAAUCAACAAAUUUUAGUAAUAUCAGCAAUGGGAAAGAAAAAAAAUCCCUAUUUAAAACAUCUGAAUCAACUAAUUUGGCAGUGGAUCCUAUAAAGCUUUCGCUAUUUUGUCAUCGUUUUAUGUCCAUAGCUGAAAGAAUGGGGAGAAUGUUGAAAUUAACUGCUUUAUCAACUAAUAUCAAGGAAAGGCUCGAUUUUUCUUGUGCUGUUUUCGCUCCCGAUGGUGGGCUCAUAGCCAACGCACCCCAUAUACCUGUACACCUGGGAUCUAUGCAGCAAGCUGUUAAAUAUCAAAUUGAAACCAUAGGCAAAGAUUUGAAAAAUGGUGACGUUAUAUUAACAAACCAUCCUUGUGCAGGUGGCAGCCAUUUACCAGAUCUUACAGUUAUAAAACCGUAUUUCAAAAUCUCCGAAACACACUUUGGAAGCGAAAACGCGCUAUUUUGGGUGGCAUCCCGCGGUCACCACGCGGAUAUAGGGGGAAUAUUACCAGGAUCAAUGCCGGCUCAUUCAACAAAAUUAUCGGAGGAAGGUGCCACUUUCAAAUCUUUUAAAAUUGUCCAAAAGGGACUUUUCAGAGAAAAAGAGGUUAUAGAAGAAUUCAUGAAACCGGGAAAAAUAUCCGGAAGUUCGGGCGCUAGAAGGAUUCAUGACAAUAUUGCCGAUUUGAAAGCUCAAAUUGCUGCUUGCCAGAAAGGUAUACAACUAGUAGAAGAUUUGAUUCAAGAAUACGGAUUAAAGGAAGUUUUGAGAUACAUGAAUCACAUAAGGAUUAAUGCCGCUCAGAGUGUUAGGGAUAUGCUGAGAAGAUUUCAGCACGAAAAAGAUAAAAAUGAACCAAAAAAUUUUGACAGUGGUAGAUCUGAUAAGAUCGUCAAACUUUCGGCCUCCGAUUAUAUGGAUAAUGGAACCUUAAUAAAUUUGAAUGUUUAUAUAGACACCGAUAAAGGCAGCGCGAUUUUUGAUUUUACAGGAACAGGGUAUCAAGUGAUGGGAAACUGCAACACCCCCAAAGCUAUAACACUUUCAGCCCUUAUCUACUGUUUAAGAUGCAUGAUAGGCCACGAUAUACCCAUGAAUCAAGGAUGUUUAGACCCUGUAGAUAUAAUUAUUCCCAAAGGAAGCAUAUUGGAUCCAUCUGAAGAUGCAGCCGUGGUAGGUGGCAAUGUUCAAACGUCUCAAAGAAUAGUGGAUGUUAUAUUCAAAGCUUUUAAUACUUGUGCAGCUUCUCAAGGCUGCAUGAACAACGUGACGUUCGGUGAUGGGGAUUGCGUAUAUUAUGAAACUAUAGCAGGUGGGUCUGGGGCUGGGCCAAGUUUUGAUGGUCGAAGUGCUGUCCACACUCAUAUGACAAAUACUAGGAUCACUGAUCCAGAAAUAUUGGAAAGAAGAUUUCCUGUCAUUUUAAAGCGUUUUGGAGUUAGAGAUGGUUCAGGUGGUUCUGGAAAAUUUAAAGGCGGGAACGGCGCGGUUAGAGAAAUUCUUUUUAGAAAACCCCUCAAUUUAUCCAUCCUGACUGAAAGAAGAGUGUUUGAGCCAUACGGCAUGAACGGUGGCGCUAACGGUAAGAGAGGGCUAAAUUUGUUCGUUCAUUCAGAUGGUAAAAUUAUUUACAUGGACUCAAAAUCAACUCUAAAAGUGGAUCCAGGGGACACCUUCCAGAUCAAUACGCCUGGCGGAGGGGGAUAUGGAGUGGCGGAUUCAUACUAAAUUUUUUCACUAUAUUAUCAUUGUAAACUUACCAUCAUUUUUUUUAAAAAU